Molecule: messenger RNA, 450 nt
Organism: Phycomyces blakesleeanus NRRL 1555(-)
Lineage: Eukaryota; Fungi; Mucoromycota; Mucoromycetes; Mucorales; Phycomycetaceae
Exons: 3
Coding region: 1-450 (149 amino acids)
Source: RefSeq, a predicted model, not a curated record
AUGAAGUCCAUAAACUUACAUUCAUAUUCAUUCGUAAAGAUUGCUGGAGAUUGUCCUCACAUCAUUGAAAAUUCAGGCAAUCAGUCUGUUGGCCAAAUGUUUAUAAUAUUAGAACCACUUAUUUCACAAAUUAUGUGCGCUCAUGUCUGCUUUCACGUUGAUGAAAUCUCUUCAGAUAUUUCAUUGUCGUUUGGUCUUUUUCAUGUUUCGCCAAAAGCUGUGACAAAGGCUGAGAAGUCUAACUUAAUUGUGAGGAAUUUGGGCAUAGGCACUAUAUUUAUGGGUACUCUAAUCAAGCGUAUUGUACAUAUGAAUUUUGACAUAUAUGAGAGAAAACAUAUCAACCAAGGGUCAUUAGGGGGUUUCACCAGUCUUUUUUCGAUACUUAUUAUUAUUGGCUGGUGCUUAAACUACCGCUAUAUCCAACAGUCAAGCAUCCAAAGCUGGUGA